Molecule: messenger RNA, 975 nt
Organism: Triticum turgidum subsp. durum (durum wheat)
Lineage: Eukaryota; Viridiplantae; Streptophyta; Magnoliopsida; Poales; Poaceae
Source: the annotation of a GenBank genome assembly
AUGCCGGCGCCGCUCGCCGCCUCCUGGCGCCGGCAUGCCUCCGCCGCGGCGUCCUCCUCCACUCCCCGGACCCUCCUCUUGCUCGUCCCGGUUCUCAUCCUCCUCGUCUUCGUCCUCUCCAGAGCCCCAGAUCUCACCUUCUCCCCGGCCACUGCCGCCACGCCCCGCCUCGCCGCGCAGCUCCGCCCCUUCGACUGCUACGCCUCGCCGCAGGCCUCCCCGGUCUUGGCGAGCCUCGUGGAGGGCGUGCCCCGCCCCUUCCUCUACUCCCUCGCCGACCUGGGGUCGCUCCCCGACCGCCCGCACCGGAACAUCGCCCGCCUCCUCAAGAGCAAGCGCUUCCGCAAGCCCGACAUCUCCCAGACCGUCCAGGAGCUGCUCGCGGGGGAGGUAGGGAGGGGCUCCGGCGGCGGGGUGGUGGUGGACGUCGGGGCCAAUGUUGGGAUGGCGGCCUUCGCGGCGGCCGUGAUGGGGUUCCGGGUGGUGGCAUUCGAGCCGGUCUUCGAGAACCUGCAGCGGAUCUGCGACGGGGUUUACCUGAACCGGGUGCAGGACCAGGUGGUGGUGUAUCAUGCUGCAGCAUCUGACCGAGUUGGGAACAUCACAAUGCAUAAGGUGAUUGGACGACUCGACAACAGUGCUAUAUCUGCAACUGGUGCGAAGUUAGCAUUCAAAUCUAAUGAAGAAGUUGCUGUCGAGGUUGCUACAAUCCCAUUGGAUGAAGUCAUUCCAGAUGCAGAGCGAGUGGUUCUGGUCAAAAUUGAUGUUCAAGGUUGGGAAUCUCAUGUUCUGAGAGGUGCAUCAAAGUUGCUCUCAAGGAGGAGAGGUGAAGCUCCCUACCUUAUAUACGAAGAGGACGAGCGCCUGCUGCAGGCGAGCAACAGCAGUGCACAAGAGAUAAGGGCAUUUCUUGGCAGUGUUGGUUACAAUCAGUGUACGCGGCAUGGGACGGAUGCUCACUGUACAAAAGAAUAG